AUGGAUCUUGCAACAUUAUUUUACAAUCUUCGUGAAGAAGUGUCUUGUUCGGUGUGUUCGGACUUAUUCACGGAUCCAAAACAUCUCUCCUGUCUGCACAGUUUUUGCUUAAAGUGCCUGAAUCGAUGGUACGAAACGCGUGGCGGCGGAGACGCCAUUAAAUGCCCGAAGUGCCAAACGCUCAGCAAAGUACCUGCAAGCGGUGAUCUAAAAGAUCUUCCAACCAGCUUUAACUUGAAUGGCUUAAUCGAUGUUCUUGCUAUUAAAGAAUGCAAGAAGACUCAAGUGACAUGCCGCAACUGCGAAAAGAAGAGUUCAGAAGCGUCGUAUUGUUUCCAGUGCUGCAUUUUUUACUGCGAAGAAUGCUUAAUCGGUCAUAACAUCAUGCGAGACAAAAAGGAACACCGCAUUUUGGCAGUAAAAGAGUUCCAAGACAAGGACUAUGAGGAUGUAUUAAAACGACCAGUAUUUUGUUCAAGACAAGGACACCAGAAGAAGAAGCUGAAAUUAUUUUGCAAGGAAUGUGAAACAGCAGUUUGCCAAACUUGUGUUAUGCUAGAUCACAAUGGUCAUAAGUUGACGCUGAUCGAAGAAGAAGCUGAAAGUCGAAGGCUCGAGAUAAAAACUGUUAUUCAAACACAACGGCAAAAUUUAGACAAAAAAAUUAAAGAAGUGAUUCAACUGGAUGAAGAUUGCGCUAGAGUGAUUCAACAAAGCGAGAAUUCAAAGAAAAAUGUCCAAAGGUUUGCUGAUGGGCUGAUUAAAUUAAUUCAAGCAAAACUGCAAACAAUUAUUACCACGGUGAAAAACCAAACAGAGAAGUCACUCCAACGUUUGAGAGCAAAGAGGAGUAAGAUUCAGCAUCAGAUAAAUGUUAUUGAAUCAUCACUGGAGGAAGCUGAUAGACUGUUAAGACGAAGCACCGCCGCAGAAAUUGUUCAACGUAAAAAAUCACUACAGACAAUUUUUCAGGGUGUUGAUCAGAUGGAGCCUAUUGUUCAUGACCACAGUAGUCUGCAAGGUUUUGUUUUCGUAGAAAAUCAGAAGAUGGUCGAUAUUAUCAACGUUGAAGAAAUUGGAUUCUUGGAAGAACCUUAUCAAACACAAGCAAGUGAAUCUCUGGCUGAAGGUGAAGGACUGAAAGAAGGAACUGUUGGGCGUAAAGCUCAAUUCAAUUUGAUCACAAGAAACGCUAAAAGAAAACAGGGGUAUGAUGAGAGAGACCGUGUCACUGUAGAGAUCAAGGACGAGCAGGAACAAGAAUGCGUGACGGAAGUACGAAUACAUGAUAACAAGGAUGGAAUGUACAACAUUAGUUAUUAUCCCCGGGUUCAAGGGACAAUGAAGGUAUUAGUUAAGGUAAACUGGGAACAUAUACAUGAAAGUCCUGUUACUGUGACAGGAAGACCGUUCCAUGCCAAACCUGUUUUCUCUUUUGGACAGAAAGGCCCUGGCAAUGGUAAGUUUCACCGCCCUUAUGGGGUGGCAGUGAAUGACAUGGACGAAAUAGUAGUAGCUGACAAUUGGAAUCAUUGUGUCCAAGUGUUUGACAGUAAUGGUAAUUUUCUAAGAUCCUUUUGUCGCAGAGGAGAAAAUCCAGGAGAGUUCGACUACCCUAAUGGAAUAGCCAUUGACAAAGACCGAAAUAUUUUCAUAUCAGAAUGGGGUAACCAUAGAGUACAGAUCUUUAGUUGGGAGGGGAGGUACCUGGGUUCAUUUGGCGGCAUAGGAAGCCUCGAUAGUCAGCUCAAGUGUCCUCGGGGUUUAUCCUUAGAUAAUACUGGUAAUAUUAUUGUCGCUGAUACAGGCAACAAGCAAAUUAAGAUUUUUACUCCGGAUGGUAAGUUUGUAGUGAAGAUAGGUGGGCAAGACUGUUUUACCGUUCCUUUUCACUGUGUUGAGUGUGACGGAUUAUUAAUAGUGUUAGACCGUGCUCAAAGUUGUAUCAAAGUAUUUAAAAAGGAGGGACAGUUUCAGUACAAGUUUGGUAAGCAGGGGGAAGGGGACGGGGAGUUCAUUUAUCCACAUUUUUUGUCUGUGACUCAGUCCAAGCAUCUUUUGGUCUGUGAUCUUGGUAAUCACAGAAUACAAGUCUUCGAACUGACUGGGAAGUUUGUAGAAAAAUUCGGUACAAAAGGCAGCGAAUUAGGAGAAUUUAGUAGGCCAUUUUCAGUAGCUGUACUAAGUAACGACCACAUUGUUGUGUCUGAUUUGGGCAAUCAUCGAAUUCAAAUAUUUGAAUAAAAUCUGUCCAUUUUCGACGGAAGAAUGGCAAGCAUCUCCAUUUCCUCAACUUCUAGACUUAAUAUGAGAAAUUCAUUUUAAAUAUUACUUUUCGUACGUUCAAAGGUAUCUGUCAGCUUUGAGUCGGUUUAUUAUAUGGCUAUAAUAGCACGCGCUCUCUGAUUGGCUGUUUUUUUGUAAGGACCGGCCAUUAUUAGCUAGGGGUCCAAGGCAUAAACAUUAAUCUGUGACUUGAUAGAGGACAUCCUUAUCGAUAUCCAUGUUGUGGUCAAUUGACAGCUGUCAAAAAAUUAUGCACUGACCAGUGUCACCUGACUGUUUCGCGGGCUCAAGUGUACAACCCAUUGAGGUGACGUACUUUUUAAGUUCAUGGUUUUAAUUGAUCGCAGGCUCAGGUCCAUAAUGAAAAGGCCAAAUAAUAAACCUAGUCCGUUCGGUCAUUACAGGAAAUGUCAGACCGAGGCCUCGAUGUAUUGACGGAGCGAUAGCGAGGUCAAUAAAUCAAGGCCUCGAUCUGAGAUUUCCCUGUAAUGACCUCAUUCUCAGUUAAUAAGUAAUAUGUAUUGCUGUUGUUUCAACAUUUUUACUGGUAUAACCAACCUCGCCAGGGUCCCCAAUAGGCUGAAUAGGUUUCCUCGGGAUCCAGGAUUUAGCUUAUUUGAAAGCUGCAGGGAUUCAGGACGCAAACCUCUCAACUACAUUAUGGCGCAACACUAAGGGAGAGAAAACAAAAUAGCAACUGAAUUAAACUUUGCAAUAUAAACAAGAACAUGUGGUGAACGGUUAUUUGUGUAAUCUCGUUAUUACAGAGAUAUUAGAACCUCACUUGCCGACGAAAUGUAAGGUUAACCGUGUUAUAAGCGGAAUGCGAGAAAAGUCAUCUAAUAGGCAAAAAAUAAUAAAUUCUCCUAUGGGGAAAAAACGGUUAAACUAGAACGGGAAAGACCCUUCUAUCUUAGUUACUUCUUUUGAUAGCUAAACACAUGAUACAAUUUCUUUAUAUUAUUUUACUACAACUUACAAGUUCUAGGGGUUGCGUUCAUCAACCCCUUUUUUCCAUUUAAGCGAAAAUCAUGUAAUCAACAUUGGAAUUAGCCUACAGUUUGCAUUGUUCCAUGAGGGAAUAUUGUUAACAUGAGGGAUCCGCAAAUUCUUGUUUGUUCAGUUUUUUCCAGGUUUUUUUCCCGAUAAACAAGAACUCUUUACCUAAAGCACUUUGUUUUCUUUUAAGCAAGGAGUUUUCCCGCAUCUAUUUCUCGCCGCACGGUAUAUUGGGAAAGGUGCUCUGCACUCGUUCGUGAGGCAGAUCCUUCCCAUGAUGCCAUACGCUUUCAGUUUUACACGGCAUAGAAUCCAACCGAGCCAACUACGCGAAAGGGUUCAACUUUGCACAUGCUCUAUCCUAGUAACAUUUAUGGGUUUGGUGGAAUUCAAGGGCUCAAGGGAUAAAAAGAGUAAAAUGCCAUAAGUAGGCUAAGGGGCCACGCAAGAAAGAUUAAGCACACACUUUAAAAAGAGUAAGCAGUUUUUUCUUAAAUCUCUUUCAUACUUGUAGGUUUCAGAAACAAUCGUUUUUGCCCCAUAUUAAUUCCUAUUUUCAAAGGUUAUGCAACAGUACCAACUCUCAAAUUUUGAGCUUAGGGUUCCUUUGGUAACACAUUGUGUUUAAAUGCUGCUGACUGUGGGCCGAACACAAACGCGCGUUAAAUUCAAUUUGCAUGGAAAUUUAAGGCUGUGAUUUCCACGUUGCCGUGCCUUAGAAAAGCUUAAUCAUUAAAGUAUUAAGUAUUGUCAUUUUAUAGGCUGGCCAGUAUGGCUGUUGGGCUGGCUCGCUCCGGGUUAUGGGCUCCUGCAAAUAAUCUUCUAGGAUUUAACUUCCAAUAAAUCGAAAGCACAUUCAUCCAGUUUCAUUGCAAGUACGUACAUCGUACAUCCAUCCUUUUAUUCAGAACCACUCUUAAAAGCCUACUAUAUCAGUACUAUAUUGAGACUUGAUAAGAGAAUGAUGAUGAUGAUGGUGAUGCUUGUAAGACGAGAUGAUAAUGCGAAUGAAGAUGUAAAUAUUCGAAAUUAAGGUGUUUAUAAUGUUGGUGACUGAUAAUGAUAACGAUGGCGAUGUGAUGAUGACGAUGACAACGACGACGACGACGAUGAAGAUGAAGAUAAGGAUAAUAGUGAUGGCAAUGAUGAUGAUGAUGUUGAUGAUGAUGACGACGACGGCCAUGACGACGACGACGAUGAUGAUGAUGAUUAUACCUGGAUAGGUAAAACUGGUGGCUUUCCGUCCUAAACAACCUGAGAGACCAAAACCUACUGUUUACAUCCUUAAAGCAAGACAGCAAACAAUCCCGUCUCUUUUUUAUGGGACUCUCCCACGAGUCGCGACACUUCAAGAAGUGAGUAUUUUAUAGGUAGACACAUAGUAUCAUUGUGUAAUGCUGCGAUGCUCACGGUACGUCGCGCAAUAAAUUCGAUUUUCACCUUUUAAAACUGUGGUUUUUACAAAUUCGUGAUUUAGAAAGGACAAAUUGAAAAAGACGUCAUUUUGUCAUUGAUUAACCACUAUUUUGUUGUCAUGUUUCACGAUGAUUGUCAAUGUUAUAUUCACGCUAUUCACGCGCUGAAGCUGGCGCGACAGGCACUCUAUCAAAAACAUUCUAGAUGAUGAUUGGCUCGUAGGCCUUUCUUUCCGAUAACUUAAAGCUAAAGAUAGAAACAUAAAAGACUGUUGAGUGCGGAACGCCGCGAAGGUCAUUAGACUAUAUUUUGGAAAAACUUGACCUAGAAGAAGUUAUCACGUCUUCUCACACAUUCAACGCACUAAAAAUCUAGAAAAUGAAAGAACGGUAAAAAUAAAAACUAAAAGUCUUGAGAUAUAUUUCUCUCUUCGAGCAUCAAACAUUGAAGUAAGUUGAAAAGAGGUAGUGGAUCUUUAUCCAGUUUUAUUCAAUCCCUUAAGGGCAACAAGUUAAAAUCGGUUUGAAAUAUAUAUGUAUUGGCUCAAUGCAUGCAGCGGCUUUCCACCAACAGCUUUCUACCUUAAUGCAUGAAUGACUCCACUCCGGGUCAGUUCUGGGAAUCAUAAACCACAAAAAUAACAACAAGCCUCUCACAACAAGGCUCUUUGAUUGGUUAAUUCUCCUUUGAGAUUCCGAGAAAGGCUAAAUAUAGACGAUCACAAGACUUCAUUGUUCAGUAUGAACUGCUUCAAGGGUCACAGCUCACUUGUUGUUGACGACAUCAUGGACCUUACAACUUUGUUUUGCAAUCUUCGCGAAGAAGUGUCUUGUUCGGUGUGUUCGGACUUAUUUACGGAUCCUAAACAUCUCUCCUGUCUGCACAGUUUCUGCUUAAAGUGUUUGAAAAGAUGGCACGAAACGGGCGGCGGCGGAGACGCCAUUAGAUGUCCGAAGUGCCAAACCUUCAGCCAAGUUCCCGCCAGCGGUAGCCUGCGUAGCAUGGCGGUUUUGGUUGGGCGCGCUAAGUAAUAAAGGCGGGCGAGGGCAGAGAAACCGCGAGGAGAUUGGGGCGGAAGCAAUUUGAAAAACCGCCUGCACGGACGGGGGCUUUUUUGAGUCGGUCCGCACGCCAGUGUACGGAUCGUUCCGAUUGGUUCGGAAUGUUCGCCUGUCAAUCAAAUAUUUUGGUUAUCUCCCAUGGGUUUCCCAUGAGUUUCGAGGGACUGAACAAAUCAUCUCCGCAAAACAAAAUCAAAAUAUCAAAGAAGCGCUGACCGGAGCGUCGUCGAUCUUGAAUAUUUGACGGGAAAACAGGGCAAUUGUAUUGAAGCCUAAACAGGAAAUGGCCAUUUACAGUCUUCUUCAAAGGAGAGAUGUCAUGGAAAUUUUGUCAACAAGAUUUGGCAAGAGCAUGAUCUUUACUGUCUUUGCUAUGGCCAAAGAAGAAAUAUCCUCAUCGAAAACCUGUGUGAUCACAAUUUCACCUCUAAGAAGUACUAUCGACGACCAGAUAUCUGAAAUGUUGUCGCUGAGCUGUAAAGCAAUGGACCUUAUGACAGAAACAGUAAAUUUCAGUGCUUCGAGAAAGUUCACCUCAAUUUUCUCUAUUACUCGGUGUUAGAGACUAACGCACUCCAGCGCAAUAAAUCGAACGGUGUCCGCAAUUGUGGUCGAUGAAUCGCAUACGGUAGAAGAAAGACGCGCAGCGUAAUUCUCCAUACUUUUUUGCUUGGUGUAGGUUAAACUACAACUCAAAUCUGAAGAUCGCGCUAUACGUAAAAAUACAACAUCCUGCAAACAACACUUAAAAAGCCGGGUCCAGCGUCAAAACAUUCACGGACAAAGCAGUGACAAAGAAACUACAAACCAAGGCUCCUUGGUUUGUAGUUGUCCAGAUCCAGGCAUUUUAGUCGGAAAAGACCAAAGAAACUAAAAUAUUUAUUUAGCCGUAAUAAAAAGCUUUAGGCUUAAAGGGUGGUCAAAGAAAUUUAUAGUACUUUCCAACUGCAUCUGAGAUCAACAAAUUCUAAUUAGCGAAAAUAACAUUAACCACAGGAAAUAAUUACUCAAUACGGAUUAAACAAACCAACUCCAUGACCUCUAAAUAAAUGUAAGACUUACUGCAGCAAAAAUAAGAUCUACUCAGUCAAGUUUAGAACGCAGUGUAGUCACCUAUGCGCGAGAUAGCCACAAAGAAAAAAACCUGUGUUUGUUCAAGCAAACUCCAAUUCCGGCCAAGGUCACGUUUUACACUAUAUAACGAGCUUUUCUGUCGUGUUUAGGCUGUCAACACUUUAUUUCUGAUUGGCUGGAAAAACUGAAACCAAACAAGUUGUCAACAGGAUGUCAAAAUGAGUUGAAGGGGGCGGCAGUUGAAAAGGCCACGAAUCCGGGCAGGCGGUAUUUAAAAACCAAAGGAAGAAGUCACUUGAAAGAUUAACAGCGAAAAGAGGUGUGAUUCAGCAACAGAUAAAUGUUAUUGAAUCAUCAUUGGAAGAAGCUGAUUAA
Molecule: messenger RNA, 7211 nt
Organism: Porites lobata
Lineage: Eukaryota; Metazoa; Cnidaria; Anthozoa; Scleractinia; Poritidae
Source: the annotation of a GenBank genome assembly